Molecule: messenger RNA, 2652 nt
Organism: Dothidotthia symphoricarpi CBS 119687
Lineage: Eukaryota; Fungi; Ascomycota; Dothideomycetes; Pleosporales; Dothidotthiaceae
Product: P-loop containing nucleoside triphosphate hydrolase protein
Exons: 3
Coding region: 76-2244 (722 amino acids)
Cellular component (GO): intracellular anatomical structure
Molecular function (GO): ATP binding; RNA binding
Source: RefSeq, a predicted model, not a curated record
ACACAAUUUGCUACAACUUCACGCCCACUAGACACCAAACUAUCAACCAGAAUUUACUUUCAUAAAUCAAUCGCAAUGUCUUCCUCUAACGUUGAGAUCAACCCCUUCACCACCAAGGCCUACAGUGCCAACUACUUCGUCCUGCGCAAGACGGCGCAAAAUCUUCCUGUCUCGAAGCAAAUUCCUCAGCUGCUUUCAAUCAUAAAGCAACACCAUAUUGUAGUAGUUGUUGGUGAGACGGGCUCGGGCAAGACAACACAGCUGUCCAAGGCGAUAUUGCUCGAUGAUGAGUUUAGAAAGAGCGGCAAGAAAAUUGCCCUCACUCAGAACCGCCGCCUAGCGGCGCAGUUGGUCGCCGACCGAAUCGCAGAGGAGAUGGAUGUGCAAGUUGGUAACGUUGUCGGUCUGAAACAUAGAGGCCGUGACCUCACCAACCGCACAACCCGCCUCGAUGUCGUCACAGAUGGCUCGCUUGUUGCGGCUGCAAAAUCUGAUGUCGACUUGCAAAAUUACGGCGCGAUCGUCAUCGAUGAAGCGCACCAGCAUACUGUCCCGACCGAUCUACUACUCGGUCUUUUAAAAGAGCUUGCGGCGAGAAGGAAAGAUGAUUUGAAAAUCAUCAUUAUGUCUGCUACCAUAGAUGCAGACCUUUUUUUGAAAUUUCUACCUGGCUCCGUGCUUAAAACAGUCGGCGGUAGAACACACCAGGUGUCCGUGUCGUACCUAGCGGAGCCGCCCACGGAUGACACCAUCGUGGAGACCAUCUUGCAGGUGCAUUUGAAUGGCCGAAAUGGCAACAUUCUGGUGUUCGUAUCUGGCGUACGCGAAAUUCACCAGAUCAUCGUGAAGAUCCAGAAAGCACUCAAUGGACCCACAGCCCGAUUUGGUCCUCUGGAAAUUGGACCGCUUGAAUGCUGGCCGCUGCACGCCACACUCUCCCCGGAGGCACAGGAUGAUGCUGUGGAGACCAUUUCGCCCGUGCCGCAAAAUGGCCAGCUUGGCCGAAAACUUCUGAUUGCAACGAACAUUGCAGAAACGUCCGUGACUCUUACGGGGGUCACUCAUGUCAUCGACUCCUGCAAAGUCAAAGGCAAAAUCUGGAAUCCGCGCAAUGAGUCAUGGUGUCUCCGUGAGCAGUGGAUCAGCAAAGCUGUAGCUCGGCAGCGCGCUGGCAGGGCAGGUCGAACGAGAGAUGGCAUGGCAUAUCGCAUGUGCACGGAAGGUGGGUUCCAAGAGCAAAUGUUGGAGCAUUCUGUGCCUGCUAUCAUGGAGGGUGAUAUGCUCAAUGAAUGUCUGAGCAUCUUGAAAAUGGGUCGAAGCCCGCUCACAUUCUCCUACAUUGUGGCACCAGCGACCGAAACGAUAGUGAAAGCGCUGGGGAUUCUGUAUCUUCUCGGAGCCGUGGACGCAAGGGGCGAAAGCCUCACUCCUCUUGGAAAGGAUAUCACGAGCCUUCCCGUCGAUGUCUACUCGGCGGUCGUGUUGCUGGAAAGCCCGCGAUUUGGUUGCUCGGAUGAGGUGAUCUCCUUGGUCUCGAUGAUUGAAGCCACCAAUGGAGGCAGUGAUUUGUUCAGCAAUCCCUCCGAUGCCGAAGAGAAAGCGGCGAUCCAGGCUAUCCGAGAACAGUUCCGUCAUGGUAGCGGCGAUCAUAUCACUCUCUUCAAUAUCUAUAUGGCUUGGACAGCAGCCCGCACGACCAACAAAGCUGACGAAUUCCUGUCGAAGAACAAGCUUAAAGGGAGUGUCUUGCGAUAUGCUGAUCAGAUCCGCUUGCACUUGUUCCGCACGCUGUUGAAGGUCAAGAACUGGCAACUCAACUAUUUAGAUGCGACUAAACCAGGCUACCAUGUCCAAAUGUUGAAGGCUCUUGCGGCAGGCAAUCAUCUACGAAUUGCCAAGCGCAAAUCCUCGAACGAGCCGAGAUGGUAUGUGACCAGCCGACACGGUGCUCCAGCGAAAUUGACAGCCGACACAAAUCUUGGUGCUGUAUCUCGUGGCAAUGAGUGGGUUAUCUACAACGAGUUUCACAGUGACGGCAUCUCUAAACACACUAUACGUCUCGUGUCAGCAAUCGUACCCGAACUCUUCAUUUCUGUACGACCCGAAUAUUGGUACGACACAGAGUUCCUGCCAAAGGGUCAAAUUCGAGACCAACUGGUUAACAUCAUCGCUGGCAUGACUGGUAACACUGAGAACUUCAUUCGUGGAGGCAUGCCAAAGAACCCUGCAGGCGGACAAUCCUAGGACCAAAUAACUACGCCUACUAUUGAUUCAGUUCUCUAGCUCCUCUCAACUACAUGCUAUUGAUUAAUUUCUCUAGCUCCUCUCAACUACAUGCUAUUGAUUUAGUUCUCUAGCUUUCUUUUUACAUGCUAUUGAUUCAGUUCUCUAGCUUCUCUUAGAUAACUACUCUUAAUUGAAUUCAAUUCUCUAUAUUCUCUCUUCUACCUUGGUAGCUUAGUCCUGAUCUUAGUUUGGGUGUAUGACUAGGAAUCUUUAAGUCCGCACGAUGUUUCUUUCUGCUUAGGAACUAAAGAAAUAUUGAAAAUAUAGAAACGAACGAUAAACGGCACUAUCUGUACACGAAACAUUUUUACGCUUUGAAUGCAAUCGUAGGACAUAUGUGUGAUAAUCUAAUUUUAUAAAGUUUGC